UUUUGCGUUAUUACGCAAUAAUUUCGGGACUUUUACUUUCGAUUCCUGGAAAUGAAAAAAAAAAAAUAUCAUCAGUUUUCCACGUAUUUUAAGAUUCUAUAACUAUGCUUGAGUAAUUUUGUACUGACCAUCAUUUCUAAGAAAGCAUAAUUAUGCCUUAAAAGAACUGUGAACUAUCAAAGUACUAAAAGUGUGACAUAAUCUGGUAAUUUUAGAGCAAGCUGAGAAAGAUAAAAAAGAAAAAAACAAGAAGAAGAAAAGAACGAAGUCGUGAAAUAUACGAAUAAUUUGAAGAUCAUAUAUGAAGAUUGUGACAGCACACUACAAACUUUCGUUUUGAAUGACAAUUAACAGGUGAUGUGGUUGGUUCGUCGUUACACGUGACUGAGGGCCCCCAGACCCCCCGCUUUGCCCCCUGCUAUCAUCACUGUUGUAGCCUGCUACUUCUUAAACUAUUGAGGGCGCUGCCUGGAUUAAGUUACCUUCAUAGCAGACACUAGCUGAAACUUUCACAAUGUCAAUGACUCGAAGAAGAUGGACAGAAGAAGAAAUACUUUUAGCAAUGAAGGUCAAUGCUCUCAUUCUUGGACAAGGGAGACAACUGGGCAUCCGCAACUUAAAGAAGGAGCUGAAAAGAAACUAUAGAAUUACAGUACGAAGCAAAGAACUUUUACAUCUAUUGGAAGAAUUUCACAACAAUUUUGGCAUAAAGAGGGGAGUAAACCAAUUGGUAAAUGUCUUGGUGAUUUCCAAAACAGAUGUAUCCCGAAUCAAAAUUUGUACAGAAUUCGCUAAGAAGGGUGGAAGUUGCCGUAGUGAUAUGGGCGAAUGUGGAGGUUUGCAUAUCUGCAAGUUUUUCCUGUUGUCUGACUGUUGUAACUUUGGUCCAAACUGUUGUUUUGGACAUGAUUUUGGAACCGUGCACAAUCACAGUGUAUUGAAGUCACAUUUUAUCAAUUCAUCUGAUAUUAGCAUCGACAAAUUGAGAGAUUUGUUCCGUCGAAUUGAAAACAGGAAUUUUUCCACCAUGCCCGAUACGUGUAAGUUCUACAACACUUCGAAAACGUGCAAAAAUGAGAAUUGCAAAAGUCUGCACCUGUGUCGUCAUUUUCUGGAAGGAUGCUGCAAGUUUGGUAAUAGCUGUAUGAGAAAUCAUGAAAUCCGUGAUGCCACUGUCCUUGAAAUCUUGGACCAUUAUGGAUUUGAUGUGUGCCAGCAAAAGGAUCAGAUACUAAAAGAUCUGAAAUCCUUUUACAUAAAAAGAGUGUCUGAUGUAAGUCCUUCAGAUGGAUUUGGGUCAGCAUCUUCAGUUUGUAACUCGGACCCAGACAGACUGUAUUGCGGAGGAAUAGAUCUAACUUCUGGAGAAGAAUUUGAAUUCGGGAGCAUGGGUCAUGAUCCAGAUGAAGGCAGAUGGAAUUGUACAAGGACAGAGAUGUUUUUUGAUGACUCUGAUGUAACUGUAGGCAGAAGGAAGUCUGAAAGGACAGACAUGAAUUUUGAUGAACCAUAUACGAGGAAACUUAACUUUGGAAUCACAGACAUGACUUUUGAUGAUCCUGAUGUGGGCAAACGUAUCUUUGGAAUCACAGACAUGACUUUUGAUGAUCCUGAUGCGGGCAGACAUAACUAUGGAAUCACAAACAUGACUUUUGAUGAUCCUGAUGCAAGCAGACGUAACUUUGGAAUCACAGACAUGACUUUUGAUGAUCUUGAUGCGGACAGACAUAACUUUGGAAUCACAGACAUGACUUUUGAUGAUCCUGAUGCAAGCAGACGUAACUGUAGAAUCGCAGACAUGACUUUUGAUGAUCCUGAUGCAAGCAGACGACCCCGUAGAAAGACAGAUGUAUCUUCAGUAAACAAACGUAGAUCAAGAACCUUUGGUUAUGACCCAGACUGGAGUAGGCGAGACAGGAGAUUAAAUGAAAUAUCCCAAAGAAGGCAAGGCACACCUUAUGACAGUUCUUGUUCAAGGGACAGAUCCAGAAACAGAUCCACAGAAAGAUCUAGAGGACAGUAUAGCUUGCCUUAUGACAGGGGUUUGUACUCAAGGGACAGGUCCAGGAGCAGAUCCACAGAAAGAUAUGGAGGAAGGCUUGGUACACCUUAUGAUGGAGGUUCAUAUUCAAGGGACCAAAGCAGGAGCAGCAGGUGCACAGAAAGAGGUCAGGCUAGAAGGAUCUCCAGAGAUGGAAGAUAUCAGAUGCCUGCAACACAGCAGAACUCUUCAAAUACACCUCCAGCAUCACAAACCAACUCUUCUAGUACUUCAGUAGCAAAACAGCUAAACUCUUCAAGAACUCCUCUGGCAAAAGGACAAACCAACUCUUCAAUUAUUUCAGCAAAAGGACAGAACUCUUUAAAUAGUUCUCCAGCAAAAGGACAAACCUCAUCAAGUCCUUCUCCAGCAAAAGGACAAACCUCAUCAAGUCCUUCUCCAGCAAAAGGAAAAACCUCUUCAAAUAUUUCUGCACUGAAAGGGCUAAACUCUUCACGUCCUUCUCUAGCAAAAGGACAGAACUCUUUAAAUAGUUCUCUAGCAAAAGAUCAAAACUCUUCAAACACUUCUCUAGUGACAGGAAUCACCUCUUCAAACGUGCCUUCAACUACAUGGCAAAACUCAAAAACUUCUCUAGUGAAUCGUCAAAACUCUUCAACAUGGCCUCCCACAGCAAUGUCAACGUCCAUCUCUAACGCAGCGAAAGAACCAUCCCUGACCAUUUGCAUCCAUGAGCUGCGAGGGAAGUGUCUCUUUGGAAGUGUCUGUAAGAACCAGCACAAGCCGAUGAUCUACCAGUGGCAGUGGAAGAGUCACGGUGAUGCCAGUUGGAUGGAUUUCAACAAAGAAGAAAACCUGCAGCUGGAGAAAGCCUUCUGUCAAGUGGACAACAUGGAAUGCUACUUGGAUAUGAGUGGCGAUGUUGUUAAGAUCGACUUUAUAUCUAUGAGAGCAAGUGGAGACUACUUUGGAGGGGCUGUUCACCGGUUAAGCACAAUCUCAUCAAAGAACGCUCACACUGGCAUUUACAAAUGGACGACAGUUUGGCACUGGUACUGGCAGGAUGAUGACAAGAAAUGGAAGGAAUAUGGAAAAGCAGACAAAAAUGGCCAGAAAUCUGAGGCUAGGAGUGAUGCAAUUGAGGAAAAGUAUCUGGAAAACCCAAAUGGAUCGUUUAAGUUCAGAAGCGGUGAAAUUGAUUACCUCUUGUUGUUUUCGAAAAUGCAGCAGAUAAAUAUCAAAACAAUGACAUCACGUGAUGUUCAACGAAGACCUACGUUCUUCACCCGUUCAGAUAUCGAAAAGAGAACGUUGAUUGUUUCCCCCGACACCUCCAUGUCUGUUAAUGUGCCGAAGGAAUGGACAGUGUCUGGACAAGAUCUCUUCAAGCAUUACCAAGAGCUGGAGGUUUCAAAAGCAGCACAGGAAUUCCAGGAGAUGAACAAACUAUUUCGCAAGACGUUGCCACACAAAACCAUAACAUCACUGAAGAGAAUUGAAAAUGGGGAACUCUGGAAUAGUUUUUGCCAGAAAAGGGAACAGAUGAAAAGAAGACUCGGGAAAGAAGUUGAUGAACGGCCACUUUUCCAUGGUACGCAUAGCGACAACAUCAAGGCAAUCUGUCGUCAGGGAUUCGAUUUCCGAUUCUGCGGUAAAGCCGUCGGAACUCUCUACGGGAAAGGAAGCUAUUUUGCGACUGAGUCCAGUUACUCCGAUGGCUACACAGGUGGCUCAAACAUGAUGUUUGUGGCUCUGACACUAGUUGGCGAUUUUGCACGAGGAAACCCAUCGUAUUGGCGAUGUUGUGAAGAUCGACUUUAUAUCUAUGAGAGCAAGUGGAGACUACUUUGGAGGGGCUGUUCACCGGUUAAGCACAAUCUCAUCAAAGAACGCUCACACUGGCAUUUACAAAUGGACGACAAUUUGGCACUGGUACUGGCAGGAUGGUGACAAGAAAUGGAAGGAAUAUGGAAAAGCAGUUUGAUCGCAGUUGACUCUCCAUUGGGGAAAUAAAACUUGGAACCAUGGAGAUUCUUUACCAGCCCGAGACUAUGUUUACGCAGCAGUCAGGUGUGUUGGCCCAGGGGUCUCUGCAUCAACAAGGACUGUUUG
Messenger RNA from Gigantopelta aegis, 4114 nucleotides. RefSeq lists its product as uncharacterized. The transcript is spliced from 10 exons. The record is from RefSeq and is a predicted model, not a curated record. NCBI's taxonomy places the organism in Eukaryota, Metazoa, Mollusca, Gastropoda, Neomphalida, Peltospiridae. Gene Ontology annotation, molecular function: NAD+ poly-ADP-ribosyltransferase activity; metal ion binding. The coding region runs from base 515 to 3952 and encodes 1145 amino acids.